AUGACCGUUAAAAUUGGGGACUUUGGUAUGACCCGUGAUAUCUAUGAAACAGAAUACUAUAGAAAAGGAAGUAAAGGGCUGAUGCCUGUGAGAUGGAUGGCACCAGAAAGUCUUAAAGACGGUGUCUUCACCAGUGCGUCAGAUGUGUGGAGUUAUGGAGUAGUGCUCUGGGAAAUGGCUACCUUAGCUUCACAACCUUACCAGGGCUUGUCAAAUGAACAAGUACUGCGGUAUGUGAAGGACGGAGGAGUGAUGGAAGCACCAGAGAACUGUCCAGAACAAUUAUAUGAUCUGAUGAGGCGGUGUUGGCAGUUCAAACAAAUGCACCGUCCCACGUUUCUGCAGCUGGUUGAAAUGCUUCUUCCCGACGCAGAUGUAUUGCCUUCAUUUAGUGAUCGAUCCUUUUAUCAUAGUCCAGAGGCCUCUGAACUCCGGCACCCUCCUACACAUGGGCUGGCCCCAUUGGAGGAGGGAGAGAUGGACGCAGACAUUGAGGCCAUCUCACCCAGGACUCCUCUCAGAUGUGCUGUGCACGAUAUUGAGGAUUUUGAUGUAGAUGGCUCAGAAAGUGAAACAGAACAGCAUCCCGAGCAGAGUGGUAUGCCUGCCCCUGCACCCAGCAGUUACGCACAGUACCAUAAAGCUUAUUCAAGUGACUCAAGUAGAGAUAGUAAAGCCAGCAACGGCAGCAGUGCAAAUGUCAACACAGCCAAUGGCUUCAUCCGUGAUCACUGGCAUCGGCACGGCAACGGAGCCACGUCCCAUACUUCACAUCCUCCUCACAGUUCUCACCACGGACCACCUCCGACCCUCAAGACGACAGAAUGUUGA
Molecule: messenger RNA, 831 nt
Organism: Thrips palmi
Lineage: Eukaryota; Metazoa; Arthropoda; Insecta; Thysanoptera; Thripidae
Product: insulin-like growth factor 1 receptor
Exons: 3
Coding region: 1-831 (276 amino acids)
Biological process (GO): positive regulation of kinase activity; protein phosphorylation; multicellular organism development
Cellular component (GO): axon; insulin receptor complex; membrane
Molecular function (GO): ATP binding; insulin receptor substrate binding; insulin receptor activity
Source: RefSeq, a predicted model, not a curated record